This is a messenger RNA of Drosophila takahashii, 1754 nucleotides long. RefSeq names its product phenoloxidase-activating factor 2. The record is from RefSeq and is a predicted model, not a curated record. Gene Ontology annotation, biological process: proteolysis. Lineage: Eukaryota; Metazoa; Arthropoda; Insecta; Diptera; Drosophilidae. Gene Ontology annotation, molecular function: serine-type endopeptidase activity.
CCGGUGACCAGAAUGGUUCGCCUUUCGAUCUUUUGUCUGCUCCUGGGGCUCUACGGGGUCCAGGCCCUUUUUUGCGGUAAUAACUACCAAAAACAUUGCGUGGCGCGAAACCGUUGCAGAGUUGGCUCCGAAACCGGAACGCCCCAAAUAACUUUCCGAUUUGUACAAAGCGGCAAUGAAGGAUGCCCUGCUGCCGAAACCUGCUGUCCCUUAGAGGAAACUUCACUAUUUCCAAUCACGAAUCAGGUACCCUAUCGACCGAUGCAGGGUUGUGGAAACGUAAAUCGCAAUGGCCUGACCUUCACCAUGACCAACUCGGGGGACACCGCGCAGGAGGGCGAACUUCCCUGGAUGGUGGUACUCCUGGAUGCCCAAUACCUCCAGCCGAUCGGCGGUGGCUCCCUGAUCACACCGGCUGUGGUGCUCACAACAGCCAGUGUGAUCCGUAAUCUCGCCGAGAACCAGUUCAUCGUGCGGGCUGGCGAAUGGGAUCUUCAUACCAAAACCGAGCAGCUAAAACAUGAGGACGUGCUCGUCAGGAAGAUCGUGCGUCAUGCAGGAUUCAAUGAGAUAACCGCGGCCAACAAUGUGGCCCUUUUGUUCCUCGACAGACCUCUUCAACUAUCCCGUCACAUAAACCUCAUCUGCCUGCCGCCAGCAAAUUGGAAGUUCUCAAGGAAUAGAUGUAUCGUUAGUGGCUGGGGUAAGAAGAACUGGAACGACAUCAGCUACAUGAAUCUACUGAAGAAGAUCGAGGUGCCGUUGGUGGACAGAGACACGUGCCAGAGGCAAUUGCAGGGAAUAUUUACCUCAGCCUUCCAGCUUGAUAGCAGCCUGAUCUGCGCCGGUGGAGAGGCUGGCAAGGAUUCGUGCGAGGGCGACGGAGGAGCUCCACUGGCCUGUCCGAUCCAAGGCGAUCCCACUCGCUAUGAGCAGGUCGGCAUCGUCAACUUCGGAGUCGGAUGCGGAGAUCCAAUCGCUGCAGCCUACACCGAUGUUUCCAAAAUGAGACCCUGGAUUGACUAUCAGAUCGAUCUGGAUUCAGGUGUAGCCCAAGGAAACCCAGGACCUGUUCAAGUUGGAGUUGGAGGAUCCCAGACACAUGGACCAGUCCGAGAAACCAUUGCUAACGGUGGAUAUGGUUUAAAUGGAUACCCACCUACUAGACCUGAAUAUUAUCCUAGUGAAUAUCCAGAAGAUCUUCCAGGAGGAGUGGGAGGUGGAGGACUACCAGGACCUGUUCUUGUCAGCGAUGUUUGGCAUGGUACAGGUGGCAGCAGAUAUGGCCCUCAAGGAGGAGUUUCAAUUGGUAUCAACGGCAAUGGUCUAAAUGGAUACGGACUCCUUCAACGAGAAGAAGCUACUGUUGGUAGCAAUGUUUAUGAUGCAAAUAGAUUCCAAGGACCAAGUACACUGGGUAAUAGCCGAUUUGAUCAGAAUGGAUAUCUAGGAUCGGAUCAAGGAGGAGGAAGGGUAGGUCCAAAUGGUAACAAUAAUAAUUAUCAAGGACAAGUUAUUCAAGGAGGUGGAGGAUUUGGUCUAGGUGGCGGACAUAAAUUUGUUCCAGAUGAACAGAUAGCAAAAGUAAAUCCUAAUAAGCAUAAUACUAUCAAAUUUGAUAUAACUACUACAACGACCACAGAGGGUACAACCGUUCCUAUGGAAAUUGAAAUUAUAUAAUGUAUUUUCUUUUAGCUUAUUUCCUUCUCCCAACUUAUUUAAAUCAUUAAUAAAUUUAUUCAAUUUGCCUGAAA